Arachis ipaensis is the source of this 1633-nucleotide messenger RNA. NCBI's taxonomy places the organism in Eukaryota, Viridiplantae, Streptophyta, Magnoliopsida, Fabales, Fabaceae. The record is from RefSeq and is a predicted model, not a curated record.
AUUGAAACGAGGCUGUUCCAAACAAUGGAAGAUGAGAUUUUUCUGAUGCAUUGAAAUCUUAAUCCAAAUCCAAUUCCCCAUUACAUAAACAGAACCUCUUUUUUCUUCUUCUUAGUUCUUACAUUUCACUUAUCACACAAUUAACACACCUUGCUUAAACCAUUCGAAUGCUCUUUACCUCAAUUCACUGAUUCACUCUCUUUCGUGAAAACCUUCUAUUUUUAAUUUUCAACCUCUUUCUUCUCACUCACUCUCAUCACUCCAAAACAAAACCCUAGACUUCCUCCAAUCUCCGAUUCUCGCUUUCUACUUUGCUGCACCCUUGCGGGGAUGCUUUUUGGAGGCUUGGAUUGAAUGUGUGAAACAAAACUAGUGGAGAAUUUUUUGUGUUAGUUUUGGUGCUUCAAGUGAUUUUUCUAUUUUUGUGUUAGUUGCUGUUAGAUUGGUAGUUUUAGUUCAACAGCAAUUGGCGUUGGAUUGAGAAUUUUGCAUAUAUAAGAUAAGAUAGAUGUAUCAUCAAGUGAGCCAUGGCCCUUCUUUAGGACAAGGUGGUUCUCACCCUCCUCCGCCACCUCCGCCGAAUGCUUAUCAACAGCAACAACCUCCGCAUCAUCAUCAUCAUAAUCGCAAUCCUCCACCUCCACCACCACAGUUUCAGCAGGGUGGUCCUAUUCCGGUUCCACAAGGUCAUCAUAUGUACCUACAUGGUCAUGGACCACCCAAUGCACCUUCCACUAGUUCUGUGAAUCUUCCCUUUCAAGCUCCACCUGGAAUGGUGCAAAGUGCAGGGCAGUAUGGGAACAGCAUGGCGGCACAAACAUUUACUAGCGUUGGACAGAAUUUAGGGGCUCAGAGUCAUCACAUUCUGCCAUCUCCUCCUCCUGUGCCACCAUCUAGAGCACUACCACCUCCGCCGCCGCUGCCUGCAUCUUCCCAGGGGGAAAUUUUGUGUAAACCUCCUUUUGGUCUGCCUCCACCACCCCCUGCUGGAUAUGUUGGGAAUUAUCAAGUUCCUCCUGUUGCUCCCCCACUGCCGCCACUGCCAUCCUCUCCACCGCCUAUUCUGCCCCCUGCCCCUCCUAUGACUUCCACCUCUGGCGAGGUUUCUGGCACUGAGUUGAAGGCUGUGGAUUCGGUUGAAAAAGGUGUGGCUUCCUAUCCAUCUGGUAUUGCACCUAUAUGCAAUUAUGAUCCUAAUGGGGAGAGUGGAAGUUGCAGAGAGUUUGCUGCUUCUGCUGAUAGAAAUGAACUAUUGUCAAAUAAAAGUGGAAAUUUGGAUCCUCCCCCACCUCCGCCAUCAGAAGAAAAAACUGUUCAGAAGAUUGAAGCUUUAUGUCAGCUUAUUGCUGAGAAUGGUCCUGAUAUUGAAGACAAGAUUCGUCAAGAGGAGUUUCAGAAUCCUGAGUAUCAGUUUUUGUUUGGUGGUGACCAAACUGAAGCUGCAAUCUCCCACACGUAUUUCCUCUGGAUGAAGAAGAAAUACAAUUUGGAAGAUAGAUGGCUUGAGAAGAAAGCUGAAUCACAGUUAAGACCUCUAUCAGUAGACUCUACAGGGCCACUGUAUCAUCUGCAUGUUGCAACCGAAAAUGCUGAUUCUGACAUGGAGAUGGAAGGUCAGUUUGCUUUGUUGUGA